AUGCUUAAGAGUGAGCUUAAUACUAAAGGCCCUGACUUUGUUAGCCGAGAUCUAUUGAUCUGCAUCAGGUUGCUAUCCCGAUACUUGUUAAUGGAAAAUCUUCCAAAUAUGGUUGCUGUGAUUUGGUCUGAAGAUAGUAAUUCACAACUGGAAGCAACAAAUCUCUUGAGGAGACUGAUUUCUAUCGGUGUAAAAAAUCCUCCUAUCAAUGAUGUUGUACAAUAUGGUGUUGUUCUUCGUGUUGUGAAGUUUCUUUCUAGAACUUCAGGCAGCUUGGGCUCACCAAUAUUGCUUCAGGGACAUCAGAGCACACUAAUGUUAUCGUUGAAAGUGGUGCUAUUCCGAGCAUUUGAAAACUUCGUACAGCUCGUUCUUGAUCUCGCCAUAUCAGUCCUUAAGUUCUUGUUCGUUCUGAUAUUGGUGGUUUCUUCCAUCAGUGAAAUGUCUUAUUGUGCUCAUGAGAGGAGACUUGCUUUAGUCCCGUUUCCGUUAGUCAUCGGUAUAGUUGUUGCAGUGCAGGGAUACUACAAGAAACCGCAUUGA
Messenger RNA from Arabis nemorensis, 543 nucleotides. NCBI's taxonomy places the organism in Eukaryota, Viridiplantae, Streptophyta, Magnoliopsida, Brassicales, Brassicaceae. The record is from the annotation of a GenBank genome assembly.